This is a messenger RNA of Gaeumannomyces tritici R3-111a-1, 1014 nucleotides long. Its product is annotated as peptidyl-tRNA hydrolase domain-containing protein. Bases 264 to 767 code for a protein of 167 amino acids. Gene Ontology annotation, cellular component: mitochondrion. Gene Ontology annotation, molecular function: translation release factor activity. Gene Ontology annotation, biological process: translational termination. The record is from RefSeq and is a predicted model, not a curated record. The transcript has 2 exons. Lineage: Eukaryota; Fungi; Ascomycota; Sordariomycetes; Magnaporthales; Magnaporthaceae.
CGGCCCCGUCUAAAGAAAGCAGAGGAAAACAACACAUAGGUAGGAGGGGGGCUACAAGCCAACACAGAAGAGGCUUUGCGACAACGGACUCCCCACCGAGCCAGCUUCCCUCCCCUCCCAGCCAUGGCCACCACCGCCCGCGGCGCCUCCCUCUUCGGCCGCACCCUCUUCAACGGCAUGUUCGUGUCCGCCGCGCCGCAGCAGCCGGGAGCAGCACCCAUCAUCCCGCGCCCCCGCCGCCCCUUGAGCACAACCGCGCCGCCAUGGCAGAAGCAGAUGCCGGCCCGGCCCAAGCCGCCGCCGGACUCGGAUCUGGAGGAGUCGUACCUCAAGGGCAGCGGGCCGGGCGGCCAAAAGAUUGUACUUGCUUUACCUUGAACAAGACAAACUCGGCCGUCCAGCUCAAGCACAUACCCACGGGCCUCGUCGUCAAGUGCCAGGCCACCCGCUCGCGCGACCAGAACCGAAAGAUCGCCCGGGACCUGCUCGCCGCCAAGCUCGACGUCAUGUUCAACGGCGAACAGAGCCGCCAGGCCAUCGUCGCCGACUCCAAGAGGAAGAAGAAGGCCAGCGCCGCCAAAAAGAGCAAGCGCAAGUAUCGGAAGCUCGAGGAGCAGGGCAAGGAGGAAGACGAUGAUGCGGGACCGGAGCUGGAGGGGGCUCUGGAGGGGUCUCUGUCGGAAUCUCAAAGUACCGGGCAGACUGCAGAUACAACAGCCGCCGCUGCAUCAGAAAAACACACAAGUCAUACAGCACCCACGACGUAAAGCCCAUAAUCUUGAAAUUCCCAUUAGGCUUCGGACCGUCUUCUACUACCAGCCCUCGGGUCAUGUAGUGCCCAAUAUGACGAAAUCACCCACGUUGGAACCCCACCCAUGACAAGUUGAGAAGGGUAAACAGAGCUAAAUUGUAUAAAACCUCCCGUGUACUCGUCUCCCCAGCUCCUUCGCGCGGUUACGCCAAACUACUCGAAGACACAUGCCAUCGUACUUUUCCUCCCGAUGUAGAAAAGCC